Molecule: messenger RNA, 1657 nt
Organism: Puntigrus tetrazona (Sumatra barb)
Lineage: Eukaryota; Metazoa; Chordata; Actinopteri; Cypriniformes; Cyprinidae
Gene: rab3db
Product: RAB3D, member RAS oncogene family, b
Exons: 5
Coding region: 234-926 (230 amino acids)
Biological process (GO): protein localization to plasma membrane; protein secretion; regulation of exocytosis
Cellular component (GO): synaptic vesicle; plasma membrane; endosome
Molecular function (GO): GTP binding; GTPase activity
Source: RefSeq, a predicted model, not a curated record
GUGCUCCAGACAAUAGCUGCUGUGGGCAGUCACUCUCUUUGUAGAGGAGUGUUGUUUGGAGCGCUCCUCUCGUCGUUUUAAUGGGUCUGCGCGCUUUGUUCGCGGGCCCGUCGCCAUGGAGACCCUCUCCAUCAGGCCCGCGAGGGUCUGAUUGAUCGGCUGGACGGUGGAGGGGUUUUAUUUCCAUUCCCUGUAGAGUUCGCCUGUUAGUUUGAGAUCUUCUGCUGGUGAACAUGGCCGGCUCUGAAGGCUGCGCUCCGAGGAUGGCAUCAGUGAGCGACUCGCGUCUCCAGCCGGCACAGAAAGAUGCGGCCGACCAAAACUUUGACUAUAUGUUCAAACUCCUCAUCAUCGGCAACAGCAGCGUGGGUAAAACCAGCUUCCUGUUUCGCUACGCCGACGACUCCUUCACUUCAGCCUUCGUCAGCACGGUGGGCAUCGACUUUAAGGUCAAAACCGUUUUCCGCAACAACAAGAGGAUCAAACUGCAAAUUUGGGACACGGCGGGACAGGAGCGCUACAGAACCAUCACUACAGCGUAUUACAGAGGAGCCAUGGGCUUCCUGCUAAUGUACGACAUCACAAACCAGGACUCAUUCAACGCCGUUCAGGACUGGGCCACUCAGAUAAAGACGUACUCGUGGGAUAACGCUCAGGUGGUUCUGGUGGGGAACAAGUGUGACCUGGAAGACGACAGACUCGUCCCGACAGAGGACAGCCAGAGAUUGGCUCAGGAGCUCGGUUUCCAGUUUUUCGAGGCCAGCGCCAAAGACAGCAUCAACGUGAAGCAGGUCUUUGAGUGUCUGGUGGACGUGAUAUGCGAAAAGAUGAACGAAAGCAUGGACGGAGACGGUCCGGCGUCCAACCACAAAGACUCCAGCCUGCAGGACACGUCCUCUGAGGCGCACGGCGGCUGCGCCUGCUGAAAACAGACGCUCUCAAACCUCCUCACCUGUUCACUACUGUCUGGGAUGAUCUUUGCUUUCUCUCCUUUUAACCCAAACAGCGUGCGCUAAACGCGCUCCGUGCUGUUUGUUGGCCGAGAUCGGACGGCGUGGAUUAAAUCUGACGUGACGUCCUGUAGAUGUUCAAACAGCUGGAGACUUAAAGGUCCCUCCGCUCGCACUCGCACCCCGUUCUCCGUCUUUUCUCUGUCUUUCCCUAAAAAACGAGGGAUGUUUGUGGUUUUAGCACGUGUUCGCUAUCUCGUCGGAUACUGUAACCGUAACCGUCUGUAUCUGCAUGUCCAUCUGCUUUAAAUUACAGUCCUUGCAGCUCAUUCGGCUCUAUUAUGGAGAUAGAGGUGCGAUCGUGGGCUGUGGUUUAAAACUCAUGUGCAUCGCACACCGAGAAAUAUACACGCGCAAAUCAAUGUUUUACUGUAAUUCUUUUGGUAUAAGCGUUUUCUUAAAUUAUAAGAUAGCAAAUAAACUAUCUGCAAACCAAAAUGCCUGGCAUGCCGUCACAUGUUUUUUUUUUGUUUAGAAAAGUCACUUUAUUUAAAAAUAAAAAUCUGGACAUCCAUUAGUUUGUUUCUUCAUCGGAGCUGAUUUGGACAAAAAGUAAAAAUUUUUUUAAAAGUUUAUAAAAUUAAAAAAAUAUUAUAAAUUAUAUAUCCUUUACAUGACGUGUGUUUCUUCACUGGUGUUGUGUUGUU